Molecule: messenger RNA, 414 nt
Organism: Caenorhabditis bovis
Lineage: Eukaryota; Metazoa; Nematoda; Chromadorea; Rhabditida; Rhabditidae
Source: the annotation of a GenBank genome assembly
AUGCUCCAGAAAGUGUGCAUCCUAUCGGUAUUGAUUGCCGCCGUGUCAGCAAUCUGCUGCAAAGUUCCAUGGGUGAAUCCUAACGGACAAAUUCGAAAGUUGAAUUGGGAGAGUAAGGACUUGUGCACUAACCAAACAUGGUAUCCCGCCUAUUGCAUGGCUACUCGCAAGCAUUAUACCGCCCUUCUGAAGGAUGUCGACAUGAGCAAAGGAGUUACUGAGACAGUUUAUCCAUUAAAGCAAUAUUCAUUCUUUGCCGCGCUGCGAAAUGCUGGAACUGCUGUAACAUGUGACACGAACACCGGAAAAUGGAUGGCGUCGAGCAGCAAGUACGACUUCGUUUAUAUGGAUAAGUUCGAUUGUGGAUUUGCCGAUUUCGACGGAUAUAAGGCUAAAUUCAGACUUCAACUAUAG